GAAAAGAAAAGAGAAAAGGGUUUCUUGUUCAGCGAGUCACCCAUUCAUCAAAUAGAAAAAAAAAAAAAAAAACCUGUUUUGGUGGUCAUCGAAACUUGAACUCCAGAUCUCUUCUCUGUACGAAAAAUCUCAAUAAGAAUGAGCAGAGGAAGUGGAGGCGGAUACGAUCGCCAUAUCACCAUAUUCUCCCCUGAAGGUCGCCUCUUUCAAGUUGAGUAUGCGUUCAAGGCAGUGAAGGCAGCUGCGACAACUUCCAUUGGAGUUCGCGGCAAGGAUUCUGUCUGUGUCGUCACUCAAAAGAAGGUUCCGGACAAGCUUUUGGAUCAGACUAGUGUUACUCACCUUUUCCCUAUUACCAAGUACCUUGGACUACUUGCCACCGGCAUGACAGCUGAUGCAAGGAAUUUAGUACAACAAGCAAGGAAUGAAGCGGCGGAGUUUAGGUUCAGAUAUGGAUAUGAAAUGCCUGUGGAUGCAUUAGCGAGAUGGAUUGCGGACAAAUCACAAGUUUAUACUCAGCAUGCAUACAUGAGACCUCUUGGAGUUGUUGCUAUGGUUUUGGGUAUUGAUGAAGAGAAUGGGCCUCAACUUUACAAGUGUGAUCCAGCUGGCCAUUUUUUUGGUCACAAGGCUACAAGUGCUGGAUUGAAAGAACAAGAGGCUAUCAAUUUCCUGGAAAAGAAAAUGAAAAAUGACCCUGCUCUCUCAUAUGAGGAAACUGUGCAGACUGCUAUUUCUGCUCUUCAAUCUGUUCUUCAAGAGGAUUUUAAAGCUACUGAGAUAGAGGUGGGGGUUGUGAGAACAGACAAUCUUGUUUUUAGAGUGCUGUCCACUGAGGAAAUUGAUGAACAUUUAACUGCCAUAAGUGAACGGGACUGAUUUUGUGGGAUAACCUGAGCCAGUUGGGGAAAGGAUUGUGCAAUCAUUUGAAUUCAUGAAAACUUGCUUGAUUAAUCAUGUAGUUUGACAGGAGAAAAAAGAAGCAAGAUAAUUUGUUUGGAUUA
Populus trichocarpa (black cottonwood) is the source of this 1004-nucleotide messenger RNA. RefSeq names its product proteasome subunit alpha type-6. Gene Ontology annotation, biological process: ubiquitin-dependent protein catabolic process. NCBI's taxonomy places the organism in Eukaryota, Viridiplantae, Streptophyta, Magnoliopsida, Malpighiales, Salicaceae. Gene Ontology annotation, cellular component: cytosol; proteasome core complex, alpha-subunit complex; nucleus. The transcript is spliced from 9 exons. Bases 139 to 879 code for a protein of 246 amino acids. The record is from RefSeq and is a predicted model, not a curated record.